Molecule: messenger RNA, 1132 nt
Organism: Cladocopium goreaui
Lineage: Eukaryota; Dinophyceae; Suessiales; Symbiodiniaceae
Source: the annotation of a GenBank genome assembly
GCCUGAUUCCUUUCAGAAGCUGCCGAGACUCUCUCAGGACGGGUCAUCGAUUUGGAGCUGCAGAGGCUCAGGUGCGGCUUGGCAGCGGAAGACCUUGCACCUCCGUGGUGAUCUGCGAAGUGAUCUGGUGCCUUUGGACCGCUUCGCCACUGCAAGGAUUGGUGGAUCCUGGGCCCCAGAAUGUGAGGUUGUGAGACUCCACCAGAGCUCUGCAGAUGCUCUAGGCAUGACCGCUCAGGCGCCCUUCAGCUGCUUACGGCUCGCGGAUCAGCUCCCGCAGGGCGUGGUGACCGUGGAGCUGAAACCCGGCAACGGCUUACUGGAGCUCUAUGGGCAGCCAGGGCUCUACCAUAUGCAAGAUGAGUCCCUGCUGCGGUCGGCGGAGAUGGCGAAAGGGGGCAGUUACAGCGCGGUGGACAUCUUCUCGGGUCGUCGAGAGCGUGUGCUGCGAGCACUGGAAGCGUUGAAUGCGCAGGGGAAGUGUGGAGAUGCCGAGUUGCAGGUGCUGGUGGAUGAACGUCCUGCCACCAUGGCUGAAGCCGCAGAGCUCUUGCAGGUGACAGGCGCCACUGCCUCCGCGCCGACGGCCGCGCCGGCGGCCGCGCCGGUGCUGGCAAUCAUUGCACAGCUGUUGGAUGGCCGCUCGGGGCAGGAGGCUUUCAGCGGACUUCUCCCCUGUCUUCUGCGUGCCCAAUGUGCGGCUGGUCCAGCGCUUCAUUCCAGCUGUUCACAACUCAACGAGACGUUGAAAUCGAAAGAUGGCGCCUGGAAAGUGUCAGUGGAGGAUAUGGAAAAUGCCAUGAAGCGUGGGUAUUGGUCUUUACCGCCUGACCAGAGUGGUUUGCAUUUAAGGGAGCGGGAGGCCGAGCGUUUGUUGGAUCGCGCCAAACGAGAGUUGUGGCAGGAAGGAAGCGCUUCGCGCUUGGAGCUCGAGAAACAAAUUCGGAGGUUCCUAUGCUUAAACCUUCUGGGCGACGCGGCCUGUCAUGCGCGCCUGAGGUUUAGCUUCGCACGUCCCAAAACGCCAUUGGAGCAGGAGUCUCUGGCGGAGCUCCAUUUCCUGCAGCUGCAGACUGCGCCCGAGAUUUGGUGCCGCCUGGAACUGGCGCCGUUGCAGUUGAAGUCGCUAUAA